AUGAGCCACCCCCAGCGCACCACCACCACUGCCAUUGCUACUGCCACCUCCGCCGACCCCCUACCAAAUCCCUCAAUGACCUCGACAUCCGAUGGUGCUUCACACAAAGUUUUGCAGGAGCUGUUCGGCGUAUUAAGACGCUAUGAGGAUUUCAAAUCCGCAAAGGUCUUAGUCGUCGGAAAGGCGUGCAUUAGCCACCAUCUCAAAGACAGGUCACUGGAAAAAAUCGAAAUACUCGUCAACACAAAACUUCCGCCAGUCACGCUCCGGGCGGACCUCAUAUUCGACCAAUCCGGAUACUUUUCAAUGUCGAGUAUGUCGAAUGCUGACGGCUGCUCUUUCAAUAUGAAAGUGGAAGAUUCCAAUCGCAUCUCUUGCACCUUGGACACUGUAUCCCCACGGCAGCUGUCGCCCACGGCUAGGGACCUCAAACUUCAAAUUUGCUACCAGGCUUUUGGGAAAGUACAUCAGCUGCAAUAUGUUCCGCGAGAGGCGAUUCCCUUUGCUGACCUCCCCUCCGUCAUUUUGAUGGAGGUCUUGUUGCCUUCAGAGACUAAAACAAUCAUCAAAUCCUCCCAGGUGUGGAACUUAGCCAAAAGGCUUGAUCCACAGUUUAGGUGGGAGGAUGGGCAGAGGAACGCUCUGGAGGCGAAGCUGACAAGGCUCAUAGAUCUGGGAUGGAACUAUGAGAAGAGGACGCGUGAAGAGUGGCGUGCGGCCCUCCAUCUCCAUAUUGAUGAGCUGGCA
Messenger RNA from Aspergillus costaricaensis CBS 115574, 747 nucleotides. RefSeq lists its product as uncharacterized. The annotation marks the transcript as partial. Lineage: Eukaryota; Fungi; Ascomycota; Eurotiomycetes; Eurotiales; Aspergillaceae. The transcript is spliced from 2 exons. The record is from RefSeq and is a predicted model, not a curated record.